This is a messenger RNA of Trichomonas vaginalis G3, 1200 nucleotides long. RefSeq names its product lipid binding. Lineage: Eukaryota; Parabasalia; Trichomonadida; Trichomonadidae. Bases 1 to 1200 code for a protein of 399 amino acids. Gene Ontology annotation, molecular function: metal ion binding. The transcript has a single exon. The record is from RefSeq and is a predicted model, not a curated record.
AUGACAACUCAACCCGAAGUAAAAACUAAUACCCCAAAUGGCUUACUAAAUGAAUUUACAGACAGACUUAAUAUUUUAUCAAGCCACACCACACAGAUUACAGGAAGACUCUAUAAAUCGAUCAAAACAAAAGUUACACCAGGCAAAAACGAGCCUUUCAUUCCAAUGAUUCGCAUAUUAAAGAAAUUAGAGUCCAACUUUACCGAAUUCGGAAUUAAAUUAAAAGAAGCUGCUAUGACAAACUCACAAAAUUUCGCAAGUAAACUUUCAAUUGCACUUGAUGUUACACCAGAUCUUUUAGAAUCCUCAAUGAAAUAUUGUCAAAGAUACCAUAAGCAUUGGAAGGCAAUUGCUCAGCAAAGAUUAGCAAAUAAAGAAAUCGAAGAAAUCAUCACAAGUUUCGAGAAAGAGAAGCAAAUGUCAUUUAAUACUAUCUUCGUUGAGCCAUUGUACUUCAUAAACAAACUCGAUUCUUUCCUUGAAAAUGCAAUUAAAGUUUGUCCAUCGAGUGUUGUUGAAAAUGCAGCCAUGGAUACUUGUCUCAGGUUCAUUGUUAGUGAAACUACACGCAUGAAAAUCAUGUAUCCAGAGUUAGAUGAAAUCCAAGCAAUCCGCGACUUAAAUGCACAAGCAGAAAUCAAAUUGGUUAAUGAAGAUCCAAGAAGAUUAUUUGUUACAUUCGAUUUAACCAAAUUCUCACGUAAAACUCAAGAUCCUCGUACAAUUAUUUUAUUAUCUGAUUAUCUCAUGAUCGGAGAGCGUUCGGGAUCGAACAAAUUUAAGAAUCUUAGGUCAUAUCCAAAGGGAGAGUUCCAAAUUGUUGAUGUUCCCGAUCAAAAUGUUUUCAAGAAUUCUGUUGAUAUAUUAACAACAGAUAAGAGCUUCAGAGGCAACAUGAAAUCGUCCUCAGAUAAAGAAAAACUCAUGGAAGCAGUCAGAAACCUUCAUUCAUUUUAUUAUCCAAUUUAUUCUACAAUUGACAACGAUAAAUUUGCUCCUGUUUGGAUCCCAGAUGAUUUAGUUACGAAUUGCCAGAUCUGCAACUCCAAAUUCACUUUCAUUAAUAGAAGACACCACUGCAGAGUUUGUGGAGCUUGCAUUUGCUCGGAAUGCGCUAAGAAAGUAUCGUUGCCUCAGUUCGAAGGAAAACAAGAAAAGGUUUGCGUCAAUUGUAUCAAAAAGAUUAAUAAGACUUCAUAA